AUGGACCUUGAAAGAAUCAUUCGAGACACACUGACACACUUCAUCCAGUCCCACAUCCCUGCAGCAGACCUCAGUGGGAUGGAUGAUGUUUUCUUCUCUUAUAUCACGGGUGUCCUGGAAGAGCUGGGCUCACCAGAGUCCUCUGAGGAGACUUUUGACAUGGACACCUUUCUGGAAAUGAUGGAGGCAUAUAUUCCUGGUUUUGCAGAAAUCCACAGUGGGGAUAUUUGUGAAAUGAUGUUCUCCCUCUCAGAAAGGCUUGGUGAAGCUCGCAGCAAAGAAAAACCUGGCCAAAAGGUUGUGGAAAGCAGGAGCGAAGCACCCUCUGAAGACCUGACCAAGGGCCAGGAGCCUGGAGUUGGAGCCUGCAACGGGGAAGGGCUGUGCACUCUAACAAAUGGAGCCGGGGCCAAGGAAGGCAAUGACUUGAAGGAUGGGGUGGAGCUGCUACUGGAGAUGUUCCCAGCUUGUACUAUGAGCCAGGCAGAGAAGGCACUUGCCAUGGCCUUGGGGAACUUGGAGGAGGCAGUGCAGUUAAUCGUGGACGAGAAGGUGGAAAUUGGCCCAGCAGGUGCGAGUGUGAAGGAACUGGCUCGGCCCCGCAGAGCACCCAACCACGAGGAACUGAAACAGGUUAUCCUACAGAAAUAUAUGAUGGUGGAUAGUGCAGAUGAUCAGAAAACACAUCGGCCAGCCCCGCCCAAAGAGGCUCCCAAGAAGUUGAUCCGCUAUAUAGAUAACCAGGUGGUAAGUACAAAGGGAGAGAGGUACAAAGACAUCAAGAAGCCUGAGAGUGAGGAGAUGAAGAGAACCUACAUCAGCCUCAAACCAGCCAGGAAGUACAAGUUCCACUGACAGCCAGGUCCUCCUGCUCACCAUCCUCCACCUUGGGA
Molecule: messenger RNA, 893 nt
Organism: Indicator indicator
Lineage: Eukaryota; Metazoa; Chordata; Aves; Piciformes; Indicatoridae
Gene: CUEDC2
Product: CUE domain containing 2
Exons: 8
Coding region: 1-855 (284 amino acids)
Molecular function (GO): ubiquitin binding
Source: RefSeq, a predicted model, not a curated record